AUGGCGGCCCUCUCGCUCCCUGCGUGGUUGGCUCUGCAGACGCGAGCCGGGACCCUUCGUGCCUUUUCCACCGCUGUGUCUCCUGUCACUGGCGCUCCGAGACUAAGCCCGCCUACAACAGAAAGACCCUCCAAACAUGAAAGGCCGCUGAGAAGAAAGGCACUACCUCCCAGGACAGAGAAAAUGUCUGUUGACCAGGACUGGCCUAGUGUUUACCCUGUUGCAGCUCCGUUUAAACCCUCUGCAGUACCUCUUCCUAUUCGAAUGGGUUAUCCAGUAAAAAGGGGAGUGCCCAUGGCUAAGGAGGGAAAUCUGGAACUUUUAAAGAUUCCCAAUUUUCUGCAUUUGACUCCUGUAGCAAUUAAAAAGCACUGUGAAGCUCUUAAAGAUUUUUGCACUGAGUGGCCAGCUGCAUUAGACAGUGAUGAGAAAUGUGAGAAGCAUUUUCCAAUUGAAAUUGACACAGCUGAUUAUGUUUCAUCAGGACCAUCUAUUCGAAACCCCAAAGCACGAGUAGUGACCUUAAGGGUUAAACUUUCUAGUUUGAAUUUAGAUGAUCAUGCAAGGAAGAAACUUAUUAAACUAGUGGGAGAUCGAUACUGCAAGCGCACAGAUGUGCUUACCAUCAAGACAGACAGGUGCCCUUUAAGGAGACAGAAUUAUGAUUAUGCAAUGUAUCUACUCACAGUUUUAUACCAUGAGUCUUGGAAAACUGAAGAGUGGGAGAAAAAGAAGACUGAAGCAGACAUGGAAGAGUAUGUAUGGAAAGAUAGCGCCUCAGAAAAAAACAUUCUGGAAACCCUUCUCCAGAUUAAAGCUGCUGAGAAAAAUCCAGAAUUAAGUAAAGAAGAGCUCCUUAGUAUGAAAGAAGUUGAAGAUUACAAAAAUUCUGUUGUUAGUCUUAAGAAUGAGGGGGACAAUGAGAAUACCCUUUCUCAGUACAAAGAUUCAGUGAAGAGACUAUUACAUUUGAUGUGA
This is a messenger RNA of Rangifer tarandus platyrhynchus (Svalbard reindeer), 978 nucleotides long. The record is from the annotation of a GenBank genome assembly. NCBI's taxonomy places the organism in Eukaryota, Metazoa, Chordata, Mammalia, Artiodactyla, Cervidae.